Messenger RNA from Podospora pseudocomata, 309 nucleotides. RefSeq lists its product as uncharacterized. Gene Ontology annotation, cellular component: histone acetyltransferase complex; nucleus. The record is from RefSeq and is a predicted model, not a curated record. Gene Ontology annotation, biological process: regulation of DNA-templated transcription. Bases 1 to 309 code for a protein of 102 amino acids. The transcript has 2 exons. NCBI's taxonomy places the organism in Eukaryota, Fungi, Ascomycota, Sordariomycetes, Sordariales, Podosporaceae. Gene Ontology annotation, molecular function: histone acetyltransferase activity.
AUGGAUCACACACUCAGAUUGGACGAGAGAAAUAACGAUGACAAGACGCCUCUGGAAGUGGCGAAAGAGAUGAGCAACCUCACCGCGGUUUCACUUCUGGUUGAAUCUGGUCGCGCUGAUGUCGGUGAUAUGACGAUAGACGAUGAGCCAGAUGAUGAGCCAGAUGAAGACAAACUAAAGUACUGCACGUGUAACGGUAUUAGCUACGGGACAAUGGUGGCCUGUGAUGGGGCAGAGUGUCAAAGGGAGUGGUUUCACUUGGAAUGUGUGGGUUUAAAACACGAGCCUAAGGGCUCCGCGAAAUGGUAG